This is a messenger RNA of Laetiporus sulphureus 93-53, 1396 nucleotides long. RefSeq lists its product as uncharacterized. The coding region runs from base 81 to 1316 and encodes 411 amino acids. Lineage: Eukaryota; Fungi; Basidiomycota; Agaricomycetes; Polyporales; Laetiporaceae. The record is from RefSeq and is a predicted model, not a curated record. The transcript is spliced from 4 exons.
UCAGCCACCCUGGGACUGCCCUGCUGUUCUACUUAAACCACUAUCCAGCAAACCAAACGCUCCCCAUCCCCGUCCUCACGAUGGCCGAAGUGAAGGGGCCCACGAUAGCCUCGGACAAGCUGGCCCUGUCCCGUGCACUCGGCGCCGCAUUCCUCAACCAUCAAGUUGAGCAACUUGAGAAGACUGUGUCGGAUGCGGGUCCGGGAAGCGGGAACUGGCGCGAUCGCCGCACUCAGAAUACAGCAGACAAUCACAAUAAUCAUAACAGUGGCCACAGGCAUCCCGACGGCAAGCGCUUACGUCCCGGGUCGGCUAAGGCGUCGAGAAAGCCUGACAUCGAGUCCUCGAACAACAAUGUCGAUGGGAAUAUGAACAAGAGGGAUACGCGGGAGACGAAGGAUGCGGACGUGGUGGUAGUUGAUGCAAGUGUGCUCAUCCACGCCCUCGGCCAGGUCAAGAAAUGGUGCCGGGAAGGCAGAGAGGAGAUCAUAAUUGUGCCUCUGGAAGCUCUAAACACCCUCGAUCUGCUCAAGAAGGGCAUGAGUUCGCUUGCCCAGCGUGCCCGCGCCGCAUCCCGCAUCCUCGAGGCGCAAGUCGGCACGAAUCCCCGCAUCCGCGUACAGCGUGACGACGCGUUCGUCCUUUGGGACAAUGUCUUCGAGAACCAAGCACCGCCAGCCGGAUCGCCCGAGUGGGUGCGCCGUACGAUCUGCUGUGCUCGCUGGGAGGUCGAUCACGCAGCCGACAAGGAGAUUGCGGAAACGAUCAAGAAUGUGUCUGCAGAGAACAAGCCCACCGCCGAACUCGACGACACCAAGAAGCCCCAUGUGGUACUCGCAAUCCUCUCCCAGACGCUCGAAGUACAGUCGGAGGCGAUAUUCCCGCCACUCAGUCAUGCGCCAGCCUCUCCGGUUCCCCUUCCCGCCCCACAGACCAAUAGACACGAGCCUCGUUCUUCUGGUGCGCUCGUGGCCCAGUGGGCCGCAAAGGCCCGCCUCGAGGUGCUCGAAGUAUCCCCAUCUGCUGCCGGUCCCAGUAAGAGUGCCUCGCCCAGUCGCGAUGUCGCCGUCAACGGGCGGCGCUCCCCGCAGACGACUCGGCGCUCCGGCGACGAAGAGUUUGGCAAGCGUGGUCCGCGUCGGAACUCGAGGAAUGAAGGACAUCGUGGCGGUGCAACCACUGGCGGACGGCCCGCAGCUGGCACUGGGCUCGUGGAGCGCCCGCCUGCGGUGAUGGCUAUGAUGGAGGCUGUCGCUCAGCCUAGCCGUGUCGUCCGUGUCCUUGCUCGUGGAGAAAAGCUCGAUCCCGAUACCUAGCGGUCUGCCCUGACAGACCAACUUUACCCAAGACAACAGAUUCGCAUUCGAUUACGGAAUCGCACGGCCUAGAGAUAUCC